GAAUGCAGCAUUAUAAAUAAAUAAAAUUAGAGCGAACAGUAAUAUUAAAUCAGGAAUUUUCUUGUCCUUCAUUUCUCAUCCUCUCCCUCCCCCAAAUUUGAUUUAUUUCCACCUCCGUAGCUCCGACAUUCAAAAUGGCAACCAUCAUCUCAUAAUUCAGUGGAUUAGAGAAGAUCUGAUGAGACAUAAGAAUCAACUGUGAUCGAACAACAGCUAAGACAAAUCCUGGUUUUUCUUGAAUUUCAUAAUCGUAGGCAGUGACUUUGUAGCCAUGGAUGACCAUGGGAGAGGCAAGGUGCAUGGAAUUCGACAUAUUGUAAGGCUUAAGGAAAUUCUUCACAAGUGGCAUCAUGCGACAACUGGUCACAAGGUCGGUCAUAACAACUCUGCUGAUCCGACAUCACCUGGGGGGAUAUCACCGGCUAUUAAUAGGAGAUUGAAGGGCUGCAAUGUGUAUGUUGAUUUGGAUGAGGAAAACUGUCAGAGCCCGGAUCCCCCUUGUGAUAUUCCAAAAGGGUUCUUGGCUGUUUAUGUUGGUCCUGAGCAGCGGAGGUUUAUAAUACCUACAAGCUAUCUUAGUGAUCCUUUGUUUAAGAAAUUGCUGGACAAGGUGGAGGAAGAAUUCGGGUUUGAUCAUUGUGGUGCCCUUACAAUUCCUUGCGAGACAGAGACGUUCAAGUAUCUUCUUAACUGCAUGGAGAAUCAUCAGAAGGAGCAAUGUGAGCAUGAGAAUGCUGAGAGGUCAUUAGAGAAUAAGGAUUAAGCAGCCAUAACAAAUUUCAGAAUCCUGAAACACUUGGGCUGUAAUUGUUGGAUCGAUCAGCAAAUGAUAAAAGGUCAUAUGUUUCAGGGCCUGUCUUUAUUUGAGUAUCGUUUAGAAAGAACACAUGACAUCCAUGUAAGUAAUUUAUAUAUUUGUAAUGUUGAUGAUCACUUAUUCACAAUUUCUCUAAGGUUAGGGCUAUGCAAAACAAGAACAUAUGAUUGUUAAUUUCUUUAUAUGUCGAAGCCUAUAAUGUCUAACCUCAGUACAGUACAUGGUUCCGCCACAUGGAUUUAUUGCAAGAUUUGUGUUUUCUUGUUGAUUAA
Daucus carota subsp. sativus is the source of this 1089-nucleotide messenger RNA. RefSeq lists its product as uncharacterized. Bases 272 to 763 code for a protein of 163 amino acids. NCBI's taxonomy places the organism in Eukaryota, Viridiplantae, Streptophyta, Magnoliopsida, Apiales, Apiaceae. The transcript is spliced from 3 exons. Gene Ontology annotation, biological process: response to auxin. The record is from RefSeq and is a predicted model, not a curated record.